AUGCCGGAGGCAGCGAAGCCCAGCACCACGCACGCGAAAUCGAAGCCGUACCCGCAGCUCAAGUCCAGGACGGAGAAACAGUGUGGACGAAUGUUGGUACCACAAACCUUCGGUGACCGAGCCCGCAAGUGCCACCCUCCCUGCAGACGCAAUAAGGCCCCAUGGAAACGAAUAGACCGACAGGCAGCGACGACGAUCCCUGUCGGUACUCGCUCACACAGUCGUCUCUUCUACGUGUGUGACCGUAACAAUGGCCUCAAAUUCCUGGUUGACACUGGCGCAGCCAUCAGCGUAAUACCACCCACCAACAGAUCCGCCUUGAAACCCACCCCAUUCCAACUUCGAGCGGCAAACGGCUCCCCCAUAGAAACCUAUGGGAACAAGGAACUUACCUUGAACAUCAACCUCAGGCGCGACUUCAAGUGGUCAUUCACCGUAGCUGACGUCAGGAUACCCUUGCUCGGUGCCGACUUCUUGGCACAUUACAACCUGGCUGUCCAUAUGAAGACGAGGACCCUGUCCGACAACAUGACAACCAUCAAGAUCACAGGGAUCCCAUCGAGCUUCAACACAACUAGGAUCAGCGUGGCAACACAGCACGACCCCCACUACGUAGAAAUCCUGCGCCGGUACAAGCACCUCACGCAACCCAUCAAACCAACUGAUGCAGGCGACCAUCAGACCCAACACCAUAUAAAGACCACCGGACAACCAGCAUAUUCACGGCCACGACGACUCCCUCCACACAAAUUAGCAUAUGCCAAGAAAGCGUUUGAGGAGUUGCUGGCCGACAAUAUCAUCCGACCCUCAGACAGCCCAUAUGCCUCAUCACUGCAUCUGAGUCAAACCAGUCUUUCUGGAAAAAUCUCCACGGGAGGCAGAACCCGUCUCAACACACCCAGAACCCUCACCUGCCUCAACAACCACGCAAUCGCAACCAUCACAACCGAGCGUCACCGCUUUCUCUUGUAUGAACCGUCAUAUCUAGAUGCCCGAGACUUCGCAGCGGUUUUUAGCCGGCCCGGGGAGCAGGAAGCCUUCCUGAUUCGCGACUUUGACGCGCCCAGUCAAGUCGACCAAGCCCAGCAGCUGACGGGACCCAGCAGCAGUAGCAGCAGUUGCUCCACUCAAUUCACUCUUCGCUACUGCCUUCCCUCUGUGAUGCCAGCUCACUCCUGCAGCUUCCAGCACUCCUGCAGCUUCCAGCUCUCUCCUGCAGUAUCCAGCUCACUCCUGCAGCUUCCAGCACUCCUGCAGCUUCCAGCACUCCUGCAGCAUCCAGCUCUCCUGCAGCUUCCAGCACUCCUGCAGCAUCCAUCUCACCCCAACAGCUUCCCAAAUCAUCAUAUUUCCGUGUAA
Molecule: messenger RNA, 1359 nt
Organism: Acanthosepion pharaonis
Lineage: Eukaryota; Metazoa; Mollusca; Cephalopoda; Sepiida; Sepiidae
Source: the annotation of a GenBank genome assembly